AUGGAGGUUUCGAAUAUUGAAACGCCCCAACAACAACAAGUAGAACACAAUGCAGAAAGAACAUUGCAUGCAAAACGUAUAUCUGGUACUGUACCAGAUACCUUCGAGGAACCAUCAACCACAGUUCCAAUCACUGAGAAAGGACACAAAUCCAAAAUAACUUCUCAAUCCAUAAUGAACAAAUCCUUGUUUAAUAGUUUCUUUCCAAUAAGAAUCUUGGAGAAAAUACCUCUCAUCAUUAAAUUGGCCCUCAUUAUUGCAUUUUGCUUGAUUCCUAUGGCAGUAUUUGGUGCCUUACUGAUUAAUUCUGCUGCGGUCAACUUGAACCAUGCGAAUGAGAUUAAAAAACUAUCAAGAGUGACAAUGCAUCUCUCAGAACUUGGUGAUUGUUUGCAAAAUGAAAGAGGAAUCACAUCUCUUUAUCUAGGUUCUCAUAAGAGGCAGUAUACAAUUGAAUUAGCUGAAGCAAGAAAUCGAACUGACAAUGCUAUCGAAAGGUUCUUCGCACUUUCGGUAAGCCCAAACGAUAUUUUGAUUAAUGAACAGUGGAAAAGGACGUGGUAUUUGUUUGAGGAUUAUUUGGGAAAGGUCAUUGGUUAUUCGAAAGGUGUUGGAGAGUGGAGAAUGAAAGUGGAGAAUGUUACGAACGAAACCUUUUUACCAACAAUCCAAUACAUCAACGAUUGGGAUUCUUUGAUCAAUGAUAUGAUUAGAGUUGUAACAAGUCAAAGUUUGGAUCCAACUUUUGCAAUAAUUCACAAUUCAUUCAACUUACUUUCCGCAGCUAGGGAAUAUCGAGGAAUUAGAAGAAUUUAUGGAACAUUUGGAUUUAUGAAUGGAAGUUUGUCUCAAGCUUCGAUUGAUUCAUUCAAAGAAGCAGUCAUUAAAGGAAUCUUGGUUCGACACUUAUUCUCUCUUCAGGCAUCCAAUGAAAUUUACACAGAAUUCCUUACAAAUAUUCUCAAUGAUACUCAGCAAAAUAUCUGUCAGAGUAUGGAAGAUUAUGUCUUGGAUAAUUAUCAAAAUUUAACAAAGUAUACACUUGAAGAAUGGUUUUUUAACAUGACUCUGUGCAUGAAUUCUUUUAGGGAUUGUGGAAGAUCGAAUGAGAUUGGUCUUAUUAGACUAUUCGAAUCAAAUUGGUUUGAAUGCUACCGAUUCAUUAAUUGCAUUUACCAUUGUUAUAGUAAUUGUGGUUCUUGUGGCAGCAUUGGUGGCGUUGCUAUUUUCGAAAACUAUUCUAGGACCUUGGAAGAAAAUGUUGCGUCUCCAAGAGGAUAUGGUUUACAAAUUCGUGCCACGAGAAUUCAUGUCCAUUAUCAAUAA
This is a messenger RNA of Naegleria gruberi, 1326 nucleotides long. RefSeq lists its product as uncharacterized. Bases 1 to 1326 code for a protein of 441 amino acids. The transcript has 2 exons. NCBI's taxonomy places the organism in Eukaryota, Heterolobosea, Eutetramitea, Acrasida, Naegleriidae. The record is from RefSeq and is a predicted model, not a curated record.